Kockovaella imperatae is the source of this 656-nucleotide messenger RNA. RefSeq names its product caffeine-induced death protein 2-domain-containing protein. The record is from RefSeq and is a predicted model, not a curated record. Gene Ontology annotation, cellular component: mitochondrion; mitochondrial intermembrane space. The transcript has 4 exons. Lineage: Eukaryota; Fungi; Basidiomycota; Tremellomycetes; Tremellales; Cuniculitremaceae. The coding region runs from base 38 to 640 and encodes 200 amino acids.
CUCAUCAUCUCAUUCAUCCAUUACCAUCGUAUCGACCAUGUCUUACCCACCAUUUGGCACCUCUUCAGCAUACAAUGACUCAUUUCCUACUCCUCCACCUCGACAAGUGACCAUAUCAGCCGAGACGUGCUAUCAGAUGGGAGCCUUCAAGAAUAUGGUCAAACAGUAUCGCCGAUUGGAUGAUCAAAUUAUAACUAGAUUGAAUCGAGCUCAAGCUCAACUAAGAGAUCAAUCGAGGAUAUCUGGUUCAGAGCAGUCAUCUGAUAUGCAGGGCAUGUGUCUCAAUCUGUGGCACGAGAUGAUGGCCGGCUGGGCACAUCGGCAAACCAUGCUUUCAUUCUGCCUUCAGACUGUCGCUAGAUCCAUGGAGGGAAAGCGUCCAGUAGAGCCAGUGGCGUCUACACCGGCAUUUUCCUCACCAAUGCAUGGCGCUUCGGCCCGAGGAUGGGCAGAAGAAGAAGUGCUUGCGAAUCAGCUCGGCAACGAAGAAUCUAUCGAGGCAAUUAUCCGGAAACGAUCUCUAGACGCAUUCAAAUCUCGUUGUCCAUUCUUCCAUCCACCAGACAACACAGGCAAAGAAUGGUGGAACUUGGCGGAUAGUGGCAUGUCAGGUCGAGGACCAGACGUACAGAGUUCAUGAUGCAUUAUGGUACAAC